Mycena indigotica is the source of this 2256-nucleotide messenger RNA. RefSeq names its product F-box domain-containing protein. The transcript has 7 exons. The coding region runs from base 1 to 2256 and encodes 751 amino acids. The record is from RefSeq and is a predicted model, not a curated record. Lineage: Eukaryota; Fungi; Basidiomycota; Agaricomycetes; Agaricales; Mycenaceae.
AUGCCCACUAUCCGCCGUCGAGUUCAACACACCACCCCCGUCGCUCACAGCGCUCCUCGUCUUCCCGACGAGAUGUUGCUUUACAUAUUUGACUAUACCGCCCUCCAUAUUCCAGACGACGAAUUCGCAGACAUCUCCAGCACAACCCUUUGCUCCUUCAUGAAAUUUCAUGAAUCCAUUUCGGCCUGUGUGGGCGUUUGCAAGACCUGGCGAAGGGUUGCACUCCCAAUGCUCUAUAACACGGUCGUGUUGCGGAGUCCGGCUCAAGCCCAAGUUCUUGCAGCGACACUGUCCAGAACGCCUGAUUUCGGCCGGCUCAUCAAGAAGCUGAGGGUCGAAGGGCACUUUGGAGAGCGGAUGUUUGAUAUUCUCAAGGCCGCCUCCAACAUAAACGACAUCUUUAUCACCCUCAGUGUUCACUAUGCGGCCGAAGACCUCGAUGGGCUUGUAAAGGGGCUACCGCUCAUCAAUCCACGGCGCCUCAUCGUUCACCAAACUAUCCCUCGAAAAAUGAAUUCCUUCGGAAAACAACUCAGAGAUGCGAUCACAGAAAUAUGCAUUCCGGCUUGGACAAACUUGUCCGUGGUCAAGGUCACUGAGAACGGUUUUUGGACUAAACUUGGUGAAUCUAUCGCCGCCUCGUCCACUAUAGUGACAGUCUGCAUCUACGACGAAGUCGGUCAACUUGGCAGCGGUGGCAUAGACGCUGGCUUGCCCAAUUAUUUCACCAAAAUUACCGAGAGCAAAGCUCUCCGAGAGAUUCGAAUCGAACCACCCUUGUUCUCGACGGAUCUUCCAGAGAUCAUCGAGAAUAACCAAUGUUUUGUUGAGCUUAUGGAACUUGAUGAGCGUCUCAAAUGUCUGAUAAAACUCGAAGCUGAGUCGUCGGGGGAAGCACCGAAUUACUUCGUCUAUCCCCCACAGCUGGCUGCCGAUUCCGCAGCCGAGGACAAGAUAUGGGACUUGGUGCUGCAGUUUCAUUAUAGCUUUGCCUCUCGGCUUGGGAGGCAUGCGUUGUCUCCGGUAUUGGUUUGUCGACAAUUUGGGCGUUUGGGCCUCCCGCAUCUUUACGAACGAGUAUCCCUUUCAAGCAAUAAUUCGGCCGACUCCUUUGUCUCGCGACUCAAUUUAAACCCCCUCCUUGGUCAACAUGUUCGCCAUUUCAGUAUUUUUGCGCGGGGAGCAAUUCGCUACCGCGAAUGUGCUCAUAUGCUCCGCUCAUUGACCUCGUUCAAGUGUAUUCCAGAUGGACGAACGACCAGUGUGGCUUUCUCGGGGACUGAUUUGGAGCUCCUUGGUCGAUUCACGGGUCCAACAGUGGAAUCUCUUCAAGUUUCCGCUCAUCCUCACCAUGAGGCACCGAAUGGACAUGGGCCCAGUCCACUGUUAUUCAAUCCAUUCCGAGCUCUAACAUCACUGCACUGGGACUCACUCAUGCGGUUCCAAUUUCGACACUAUGAUGUGACCUUCAGAGAUGCUUUGCCCGAACUGGUGAACCUUUCUCUGGGCAGAUUUGACACUUCGUUUCUUUCAGCGCUCUCACGGAUGAGUCUACCGAAACUCAGAUCAGUUAACUUUUAUCCCGAGUUCCGGACCCAGGUUUCCGAUACAAAGUUGGAAGGAGGCGGGGUUGAGUUUCUGCAAAGACAUGGAGCAAAGUUACAAGAAGUCACAGCUGGCCCAUCACAGCUAAAGGGAAUCCGAGAGUCAGGCAACCCUUUUGACCCUGACACUCCGUCUCCUAUCCUGGCCAACUGCAUCACAGCGCUUGAGGUUUUAACCAUCGUGUGCACCAACUAUGGUCCAUUUGCUCUCGGAUACGAUACUAGCCGUAGCUAUCCAGCGCUGAGACGGGUAAUUAUCAAAACAAGUACUAAUCUUCUAGAGAAAGAAGUACUCGCGCUCAACCGCCUGGUUGAUCAAUUGAUUACGGUCCGGGAGGAGCACUUCCCCAAUCUUGACUCUGAGAUCGAGCUUUCUGGGUAUCACUGGCCCAGUACACAGCAUGAUAUCGUGCGAAGUAAAAUUGUCCUCAAGACGGAAGCUCUCCGUCUACACGGUCUGCAUAUCGUCGACACGACUGGUGUCCGAUGGCGUUCCCGACUUCAGUUGCAGCCUGAACUGGAUCUACUACCACCACCACCACCACCACCACCGCCACCGCCGCCACCGAAACCCACUCUGCUCGAGUCAGUGCCGCUACCUGAUCCAAUGAGAAGAUUCAUCCAGUCAAUCGUUGUGAGGCUACGGAGUUGA